Lethenteron reissneri (Far Eastern brook lamprey) is the source of this 8047-nucleotide messenger RNA. RefSeq names its product anoctamin 7 (gene ANO7). Gene Ontology annotation, cellular component: plasma membrane. Gene Ontology annotation, biological process: chloride transmembrane transport. NCBI's taxonomy places the organism in Eukaryota, Metazoa, Chordata, Hyperoartia, Petromyzontiformes, Petromyzontidae. The record is from RefSeq and is a predicted model, not a curated record. Gene Ontology annotation, molecular function: protein dimerization activity; chloride channel activity.
UUCGUGGCUCCUUUUUGUAGAGGCAUCAUCAGCCGCUGCCCAGAAAGGCUGAGUGCUCACCCUCUUCUAUUAUUCACAAGCUCGCCUUGUUUAGUGCACAUUGACCACAACAGCAAUCGACAAUAUGUAUUUCCCCGUAAACGCAUUUCUCUGGUGCACUGGACUGGCCGCUAUUCUGUUGACGGUCCGGAUGUCCCCGUACUAGUAUAUUCAUUCAGCUGCAUGGAAUCUUCUAAAUCGGCGUGGGUACAUCCGAGUCUCCUUGGGUUCGCAUUUUAUUUCCAAUUGCACUCUCAAAGGUCUCCGUGUGGUUCUUGAAUCGAGUGAGGGAUAUGCGACAUGAAGAUACCGGCGAUGUGGAUUUCAUUGACACGCAAUUGCUCAUCCCAUUUGGUGGCAGUGCGCGGUCUCCUUGCUCCGGCGAAUCGUACGGGGCUGCAUUACGCCACCGAUACGAUGGGGGGGAAGAGCAUCCGAUGGAUUCCACGGGCACGCCACAGCAGCCGCCCAAGGGAAACUACUUCCACGAUGGGAGGACAAAAAUUGAUUUUAUAUUGGUGUGGGAGGAGAAGGUGGGUGAGGCGAGGAAGCGAAGGGGGAGCCGGCGGUACCACGAGAUGGAGCGGCAGGACAUCGAGAGGCAGAUGGAGCGCGGCAGUGGCCAGGACAAACAGGGACGGUGGCGCACCAAGUUCCUGACCAACCUGGAGAAGUCGGGCUUACUCAUGGAGGAGGAGGUGACGGUGAGCGAAAGGAAGAACAUUCACUACAUGAAGUUGAGCGCCCCUUGGGACGUCCUCGUCUACUACGCUGAGGAGCUGUGCAUGCGGGCGCCUCUGCAGGGAAGCCCAAACACGAUUGAGAAUUGGUCUGAGCGGUUGCUUGGGCGUCUGAAAAUCCCAAACAUUAUGCAAGAGGACGUCCCCAACCGACCCCUGGGUUACUACACCUGCCAGUUCCGCAAGUCAAAACUCAGCAGGUUUCUAGGGAGCGAGAAUCACGACACGUAUUUCACCAACACUCAGCGUCAACGCAUUAUGUACGAGAUCCUGGCGCGGACGGCCUAUGGCAAGCGCAAGAGGGCGGAAAUUGGCAUCGACCGACUGCUUAGCGAGGACGUGUACAGCGCAGCCUUCCCCCUGCACGAGGGCGUCUUCGAGAAGCCAAACCAUGCCACGUCGCCCGAGCAGCUCAACCCGCGACAGAUUCUGUUCUUGUACUGGGCGCGCUGGGGCUGCUGGUACAAGUACCAGCCGCUGGACCACAUCCGAUCCUAUUUCGGCGAAAAGAUCGCCAUCUACUUUUCCUGGCUGGGCUUCUACACCGGCUGGCUGCUGCCCGCGGCCGUAGUGGGCACGCUCGUCUUCCUCACCGGCCUCAUGUCCAUGAGCACCAACACUCCCGCGGAGGAGAUCUGCAGCAGUGGACACAAGUUCCUCAUGUGCCCGCUGUGCGACGCGUGCACCGUGUGGAAGCUCUCCGACAUUUGCCCCAUGGCCAAGCUGGGCUACCUCUUCGACCACCCCGGCACGGUCUUCUUCAGCGUCUUCAUGUCCUUCUGGGCCGUCACCUUCCUCGAGUACUGGAAGAGAAAAAACGCCAUCCUCGCUCACCACUGGGACUGCAUGGACUUUGAAGAGGAGGAGGAGAGGCCUCGGCCGGAGUUUGCAGCGAUGGCGCCGAGCAUGGAGCGGAAUCCCAUCACGGGGGUCAAGGAGCCAUACUUCCCCGAGCGAGACCGCCUCUCCCGCAUCAUCACGGGCACCAUGGUCAUCAUACUCAUGCUCUCGGUGGUGAUGAUUUUCUUGGUCACGGUGAUUAUGUACCGUGGAAUCGUCAGCGUGGUCAUGUACAAGACGGGCAAUGCGGUGCUCAUGACCCAGGCAGCGAACAUCGCCAACAUCAGCAGCUCGAUGGUGAACCUGAUCCUCAUCCUGGUGAUGGGCCAAGUUUACUCGUCUCUCGCCGAGCAGCUCACCAAGUGGGAAAUGCAUCGAACACAGACGCAGUAUGAGGAUGCCUUCACCUUCAAGGUUUUCGUCUUCCAAUUCGUCAACUUUUACUCCUCUCCGUUCUACGUGGCCUUCUUCAAGGGCCGGUUUGUGGGUUACCCUGGCCACUACAAGAAGCUGCUGGGCACCAGGAAUGAGGACUGCGGGCCCGGAGGAUGCCUCAUUGAGCUGGCGCAGCAGCUCAUCAUCAUUAUGGUGGGGAAGCAGGUGAUCAACAAUAUCCAGGAGUUCGUAUUCCCGAAGAUCAAGGCGUGGCUGCAGAAGCGCAAGCUGGCCGCGCUGCGUGGCUCGCACGUGGCGCCGGAGUCAAGCCGUUGGGAGGAGGACUACGAACUCAUCCCGUGCGAGGGCCUCUUUGAGGAGUACCUCGAGAUGGUGCUGCAGUUUGGCUUCAUCACGAUCUUCGUGGCGGCGUUCCCCCUCGCGCCGCUCUUCGCGCUGCUCAACAACUGGGUCGAGCUGCGUCUGGACGCCCAGAAGUUUGUGUGCGAGUACCGGCGUCCGGUGGCCGAGAGGGCUCAGGACAUCGGGGUCUGGUUCAACAUCCUCGACGCCCUCGUGAACAUCUCCGUCAUCAUCAACGCUUUCCUCAUCGCGUUCACGUCCAACUUCUUGCCAAAGCUGCUCUACCAGUACACGUACGACAGGAACCUGCGAGGGUACAUCAACUUCACGCUGUCGUACGCUCCCGAUGACUACGUUGUCAACAACUACACACACUGCAGGUACAAGGACUAUCGAGACCAGGAUGGAAAGCACACCCUCUUUUACUGGAAGCUGCUCGCCAUACGCCUGGGGUUCAUCAUCGCGUUUGAGCAUGUAGUGUUCUUCAUCUCCCGCAUGAUCGACUGGCUGGUGCCCGAUGUUCCCGAGUCUCUGGAGAUCAAGAUGAAGAGGGAGCGUUAUCUUGCCAAGCAAGCCCUGGCCGACAAUCAGGAAAAACUUCUGGUGCAUGGCCUUCUCCACCCAGCUGCAUGAGCGAGUGGAACGAAGCUAAUCAAAGCGGCUGCACAGCUCCCUCCCUCUGCUCUCUGGCAAAUUGCAUACACAUGUGGAGCGAACGUCCAUCUCUCCCUCCCUCUCUCGCUGCCGUGAAGUGUCCUCGGCUCCACCGCACGGCUCCCAAGCCAAACGGAGAUCCCCGUGAACAGCGCAGCGUUCUUGACCUUGGCGAACGUUGUCCACCCCCUCCCCUCUCCUACUCCUCCACGCUGCCGCACUGCGAAUGAUCGAGGCCAGCUAUGAAAACGACGACGAGCAGCAGCAGCAGCAACGUCUCCCGGACACUACGUGCACGCUGUAGAGGAUAUAUGUAUGUUGAACUUCCUUUGCGACUUACGUAGGCAACCAUGGCUAAUCGGAGGUGCGGAGGGAAGGACAAACUCAACGCAAAAAAAGCAGUUCUAAAUAAACUCGUUUUAAAAAGUUUUUUUUAAUACGGUUUUAUUAACAACUUCAUUUAACUCGCGGUUGUAAAGUGCGUGAAUUGCGCCUGAGACACGUGGCGCCUGCGUUUUGUGCGAGCCGAUUCCACAGUUUAGAGACCGCGGCGUUUUUGACCUACACAAAUAUAUAUAAUUAAUAAGGCGUCCAUACAAAAAUUGAAAUUGCUUGAAAGGAGGCAAUUAAUUGAUGAAUUGAUGCCGAUUUUAAUACAGGCACGCAUUGUCUCCGGAUCUGAGUACGUGUGCAAAAUGUGGAAUUGAUUGGACAACGUGAAGUGGACGAAAUUUUGACUACAAGAUUUGACCACGACAAACAGAGGAAUCACGUUAAGUAAAACCGUUGAAAAAAAUUGUUUUCAAUCUCGAGUUAGGUUCCUUCGAUGGUGGAUAGGGACGCAAACGUAGCGUGAGGAUCGCCACGUUUUUUGCCGAUGUUUGUCGGUCGCGCUCGAUACGCACUCCGCCGAUUUAACAUUUCGCCGGACGCAGCCAUUGCUUCGAGUGGUCGUCUUCUCGCGUUGCACUCAAUUGUUUAAGGCACCCGUCCGUAAUGUCGUCAAGAUGCAAUGGGUGCGCGUUACAUUUACACAGGUGGGUUCGUGAAUGUUAAGCUCUACGGGUCGAUUUUAAACACGAUCACAUUUGUCUCUUACUGCUGCGUAGUUUGUCACGGUUGUGCUCCGCAUCUCUUCUACGUGUUUUCAGGUCGUACCUGCGCGUCAUUCGGCAUGUCCGACGUUUCGCUGCACGUUCCGGGCGCUUCUUCAGCAGCCAAUCGGAACUGUUCAGUGCCUGAAGAAGCUCCCAGCACGUGGAGCGAGCAAGUUUAGGCGUCAUGCCAAGCAACACGCGGUACAACCCGAAAACAAAUGGGAUGAGAAUUCCUUCGUUGUACCUUACUGCUACGACAAACGAGGAAGAAGUGAUGGAAUGUAAUGCUUGGCAUUUUCCCACGUGUGCAAGUCAAUUGCACUGUUGUACAUUCGGUGAAGAUUAAGGCGCAGCCCUGAAAUGGCUUGCUCGCACCGCUUCUGACGCAAGGGGGCCUCCCCUACUUAAAGGAUCUUGAGAGAGAGCCCUGAAAGAGAGUACCUGGCCUCCUCUUACACGCUAAACAUUACAAUGUCACUAAAAACAAACUGAUGGGGGGGGGGGGGGGUCACAAUAAAUCAAGACUUGUAGCAGGAAUAUACUUCAAUUAGCAUAAUUAUAUGAGAGAUGUGUACAGGAGCGACUCACUCUGUGGAUUAUCCACAUGGUCAUUUCAGUAUAAAUUCCUAUGGAUAUUUUUAAUUCUAUAUUUUACAAAUAUAUAGCGAGUGCAUGGAAAGCCAUUGUGAAAAUAAAAGAGUGGAAGUCUGUGUGUGGUGGAGGCGAUUACUAUUACAAAAAAAAGAGGUCACCCAGAGGUCAGAGUGCAAAACUGCCACCUUAGUCUGGGUUCGAUUCCAGGCAGCUACCUGCGAUUAAACUGGGUCCUAAAGUGUAGCGAGUUGAUGUUCUCAACCCGGCCACCAAAUGACUGCACACACAAAACACCAUCACGACAUUCAAUUUGGCUUUGCACUUCAAUUUGGCCAAAUUCCAGCUCUGGGAAUUAAAAUAUAGUUUUUUUUACCGUCACGCUACGAACAUCGUUCCUCGUUUGCCCCUACUGUGUGGACCCGGAGGUCACUUGAAUGGAUCUCAGACGUAACUCUGUGGGACCCACUUCCACGGGCCGUAAUCCCACACGAAGAGUUGCACUGCUCUGCGAGGGAUAUGAAAAUAGACUUCGUCUCGGGACAUGAGGCUCAUAGCACAAUCGGGAUAAAAAAAAACAUUCGGGGGAAAAUUACAAAAAAAGAACGGACAAAAAAAAGAACGGACGAAAAAGCAUCCGAGGUUAAGAUGAGGUCACAUACAGGUUUUACUUUUUGAUUCGAAGCUUUCGUGACUGCAAAGAAUCCAUACUCGGGUUCUUUCGGUAAAGUCACGUAGAUAUAUAUAUAUAUACCUACGUGACUUUACCGAAAGAGUUUUCCUUUGCUUUAUCCGGGUUCGGUUUGUGCGAUUUCGCGUAAAUGCGGCCAACCAACGUAGACUCAGAACUCACUUCGUGCGGUUUGAAUUCACUCGUUAUGCAGCUAUGUGGUCGGAUGUGGUGGGACAACAUUGUGUGUGUACUCGGCAGGCAGCUGUCUCGUGCGGUGCAUUAUGGCUUGAGUGACUUGUGGUCUAUGCUAUGCGAUUUCUGCUUUGUGCGCCCCAUCUUUUUUAAAACGCAUCUACCGCAUUCAACGAAGAAACCCUGUGCAGGGAGGACACCAGGUGUAUAAGAGCGACAGAGCCUGCGUGGUAUAUUCUGAAAGUGUUUUUGUCUGUUGCGAGGCAAGCAGUGUUAAUACCCUGUACUCUGAAUCGCAUUAACGCAGUUUAGGAUGGUGCAAUACAUUAAUAUGAAAUUGUGUGCAUUUUAAAUGUUAAGAUAAUAAAACCUGUAGAAAUGUACUAUGAACAACGGGUAACGUGAGAAAACAAUUGUAUGUAAUAGAAGUAAUUAAGGUUUGGCUGCACUUUCCAUCAAUAGUUAAUUGUGUUGAAUAAUAUAAUUAUGGUUCACAAAGGGCUUCACUGAACAUCAACGCUAUUUUUUUCCCCAUGACGCUUUGUGAUGUUUGACCAACAGCCACGGAGGGAAUGACACUUAAAAAGGAAACACACGGACCACGCUGCAGAAUCACAAGUCGAAACGCCUUAUCCAAACAAUCUGGACCCAUAUAGGGUAUUUGAGAAGAGGGGGUCAUGAUUAAUUAGGAGUGGAACUAUUUAUCGAUUUGUCAGUUGAUUGAUUCUUCAGCUUACGAUACAUGCAUUGAAAAUAUUCUUUACGAUCUAGCCUGUAGACACCAAUCAAAUUAAAAGCGGUCGGCCGCGGUGGCGAGAUGUUAACUGCCUCGCCUGGUAUAAAUGAGGUUGUGGGUUCGAUCCCGAUGCCUGCUGUAUAUUUGGAGUUUGCAUGUUGGUUUUCCCCGUGGUCAUGUGGAUUUUUUUCUCCGGGUCCUCCAGUUCCCCCCCCCCCCCCCCCACCAUUUAGAAUCAACAUGCGUUUAGAGUUUGUGGCUGUUAUACAUUUCCACAUAAGGCACUUCGACUAUCAUGUGGCUAGGUCGCUUUUGAAAAAAAUCUAUAUAGUUCAGUGGGCCUUACCCGGUAUGUUUUAUUUAGCGUAUAGUUUAUAGCAAUUAUAAUGAUGCAUAAGAUGUCAGUAAGAAAGCCCACACUUGUAAACUAAUUCCUGCUGUAACAAAACUAAUAAUGAAAACAAUGAAAUUCAUUUAAGGAUCUUUUAAGACAUUUCGCUCUUCCUCCUAACUUACCAAGUAUGACAAUUUAUUUUUGUGGUGGCUUACAAGGGUUGGCAAAAUGCAGGACUAUGCAACAUCAGGUUUCCCUGGGGUAUCUUUUACGAAAUGUUAACCAGGUUGCACGGUCAUUGAGAUUCACUAUAUUUUGUAAAGGAGACGUUAACAUCCAUAUGUAUUCUAAAAUAUUAGCUUUUUACGCAACUUAACUGCAGGUAAUUUACCAUGUUGAGUUUGUGGUUAUUAUUCUGGGCAAACGACGGUCUUCGCGUUCAGACCAAGUUGCAAGGGAACGUCAACGUCCAUUUCACGUCGGAAAAGCCAACAACUCUUCUUUAACGGCCUCCCGAUCUUGCCAAGUUGAAACGGAAUCACGCUUGUGGGCAACUUGAUUCAGUGACAAGCACACUAAAGGUUCGGUAACCAAACCUAGCCCGCCCCCAUGCCUUUCCAUGCAUGCAUCACCUCUCAAGGAGGUAGAACAACCCGCUAAUCCAUAAUCUACGCAGCGAAAUAACGGGGCAAUGUGCACAGCAACGAGUGUUAGCCUCGUGAGAACAGACGCAGAAGGCGCGUCAUCGCGCAGUAUACUUGUAUAUAUACAAAUUCGAACAUGGAAGUAUGCUGGGAUAUCUAUGCAAGCGGCAUGCUGGUCAUCAUUCUAAAUUGCACGUGCGCAAAACGAAUGCUGCAAUAACAAAAGACAUGCACUAACCGGGGUUACGACGUAAAUAACGGACGUCGUCGGAGAACUUAAAUGAUGAAAUCGUGUUUUUUAUGCUUUGUAAUAUUAGGUAUGGAGAUGGGCAACAAUCAGGACCUUUCGCACGAGACGGACUAAACGUUGGACACACAUUUCUCAUUUUUGGGCACGUUCGCAUUAGCGCCGUCAUACGGAAUGUGCACAGCGAAACGUUUACUCUGUUGAAUAAAACGCGACUGUAAAUUGCUACGUAAUAUCCGCGAUAUGUACAUUUUAAAGAACGGCCGUUUCCUAUAAGCAUGCAAAACAUUGAUGCAAUGUAAAUUGGCCAAAUUAUUAUAGUAGAUCACUGGUGGUUUUUUUUUUAUCUUGAAGCUUUAGACAUAAAUCCGCGAUGGUCGGCAACAAAAAGCACUUUUUAGUUUCUAACGCGAUGCAAAUGAUAAGGGUGGUUUGCAUACGGCGGCAUUGUAACUAACAUACGCAUGUUUGACAUGUAAAACCACAAUUUUACGCUUUGAGAAUUGCCUUGUGUGUGCAUGA